UUCGCAAAAAGUGCGAGCAACCAAAACGAGUGUUUCGUGUUUUCAUCCGUUUCGUAAAAGUUGCAGAAAAAGCGUGAUUUUCGAUAGGAAUUCCGUCCGGAAAGCGGCCCUAACUGUGUGGACCAUGUCGAACCGUGGUGGCAAAAAUCGAAAUCGUAACCGUAACUAUGGAGGAGGCGGCGGCGGUUCCGGUGGAGGCCGCAAAUUUUACGAUGCUGGCAACAAAUAUUCAGAGCACGACGACCGGAUGGACCGGGACCACCACCUGGUCAAGGAUGUCAAACGUCGGGUCAGCUUCAAGCCCUUCAACGGGGGCCGAAAUAACAAGGGCAUCCGGGUGUCGGACAUUCAGGUUCGGGCCCAUUUGGAGAAUGACGAAGCGAUGGCCGGUGGCGAUGGAUACGGACACGAUGGUGGUAACUCAACGCGUGGCAAUUACAACAAUGGAAAAGGAUUCGACCGGAGGGGAGGUCGCCGCCUGGGUUCACCCAUUCCCCGGGGCAACGGAGGCGGUGGCCAGUCAGGUGCUGGUAUACCGUUUAGCAAGAAAAUAAUUGCCAGUCCGAACGGAUGGUACCAGAUCAAGGUUCCGUACGGUCACAAGUACGAGAAAGAUUUCAUUCUCCGGUCGAUGAUCAACGCAAUCAGUCCGAAGGUUUUCAUUCCACAGUACUGGAAGGUGGAGGACACGGCCGUUAGUUUCUAUAUAGAGGACUACGAAGCGGCAGUCGCAUUGCAAAAGAUAAACCGCACGAUUGCGCUACCUGAGAAUCGCAAAAUGAUUGUCGUCGUUAGCACCAGGUUUCCCCAGGUGCAGGUCAAUGAACAGCUCAAGGAGCGUAUGAAGUUGGCAAUGGUGAAGCGCUACAAUCCGGCGACUCAGGCGCUGAACCUGGAAAAGUUCCACUCCGAUCCGGAUCUGAAGGACAUUUUCUGUGCCCUGUUUCGACCGCCCAUAAUGCUCGCUGCCGCCGAUAUCAUCAAGGAAAACAUUCCGGAUCUGGUAGCGCUCAACUUGAACGACAACAAGAUCUCGCAGAUGGACCACUUCCGACAGCUUGCCACCAAGCUGCCGAAUUUGAAGAUUCUCUAUUUAGCAAAUAAUAAGAUCCCGUACGUAACCGCGCUGGAAACGCUGAAAUCGCUGCCGCUGAUCGAAAUCAACCUGGAGGGCAACCCGUGCAAGGAUCGCAUCAAAGAUCAAACCGUCUACGUCAGUGAGGUUCGCAAGCGACUACCCAAGGUGAUCAAAUUGGACAACAUCGACCUACCGCCACCGAUCGGUUUCGACGUUGCCGACGACGAUCUGAAACUGCCAGCGGCGAAGGCCGCCUUCCUUUGCGACACCGCCGGCAUCGACAUCGUACGACAGUUCCUGGAGGAGUACUUCCGUAUCUACGAUUCGGACAACCGGCAGGAACUGCUGAAAGCCUACCACGAGCAUGCGAUGCUUUCGGUCACCGUAUUCACCUGUCCCAGCCAAGGUAGCCAACAACGGUUGCAGGCCUACAUGUCACACAAUCGGAACCUUUACAGCAAACGGGAACUGGAUGCGCGGUGUCGAUAUCUGAAGAUGGGCAAACUUCCGGUGGUGUCUCAUCUGUCCGAACUGCCUAUGACCAGGCAUGAUCCGAAGUCAUUUGCCGUGGAUCUAACUCUCUUUACGCCACAAAUGAUCCUGUUCACGGUAACGGGUGUAUUCAAGGAGCGUAAACCAGCCGUCAUCAACGAACCGUACCGAUCGUUCCAACGUUCUCUUGUGAUCGUGCCAUCGGGUGGCGGUUUUUGUAUCCGCAACGAGAUGAUCCACAUCAAUAACGCCACUCGGCGACAGGAAGAAAAUGCAUUCAAGGACCCAGACAUGAAUGGAUUCCAGCAGCCAGCAGUAGCGCCUUCUACGGCGCAAGCACCAGUAGCAGCAGCACCGAUUCCACCGGCAGUGAGCGGCGGCGGACCAGACGAUAACACCAAACUGAUGAUGAUCCAAGCCAUAGCCACGAUGAGCAAUAUGAACGUUGAGUGGAGCCGUAAAUGUUUGGAGGAAACUAACUGGGACUACGAGCGAGCCGGAUUCGCUUUCCAGGAACUACAUAAACAAAACCGAAUACCGCCAGAGGCAUUCGUUAAGCCGUAGGCGCCCUGGUAGCUCGCUGCCACCGUCGGAGACGCGUCGUGGGAUCUUUAUGCGAAGCGAAGGAUUUGUUUAAGAUACACAUUAAUGUGGUAGGGUUUAGAAGGGGGAAUCAAAAUAAGGGAAUGAACUUGAGGAAAAAAAACGUUAUAUCAAUGUACAAAGUACCGACUGUUACGAAAAUAGACUAAACACACUUUCUUUCAUUUUCUAUUCCUUUUUCCGUUUCCGAUGUGUUUUUUCUUCUCAAGUAGAUCCCAUAUAUUUUUUCAGGUCUAUAAACUAGCAGUUUAGAAAAAAAAACUGCACAUAAAACAAAAAAAAAAUGUCACAACUCAUGCAAAAAUACAUUUAUACAAACAUCAUUCGAAUGAAACAAAAGUUUAUAAAAGUUCUCAAUUUCGACUUAAAAUAUAUAGAAAAGUUUGUGUUGUCAACCUAGGAAUCAAUAAAUCACUUCAAAGCCUAGAAAAGUUAGGAUCACUGAAGCAUGUUCCACUGAUAGGUAGGCCCAAUUCAAAAGGACAUUACUUUUAUUAAGCAACACUUGAACAUUUUUGAGUUAACAUUUUCGUUGGAAAGGUAUGUUUUUUGAUGAAUUGGUUUCCUCACAGUUUUCAGAUAUGGAGCAGAAUCUACAAUAACAUAGUUAAAACGAAUUUUGCAAUGAUAAAUUCAGGAAAAUUUUAUAAAAAUUUACGUUUAAGUAUCACUAGUUUAUAAAGUGCAACAAAUUGUAAAUCAUACAAAAACAACCCGCAAAGUCCUACUCUAUUAACAUAGAAACGUGUAGCCGAUGAUUUUAUAAGCUCUUGACUAAGAAUGUGAAAGUAAACAUUUGCUUUAUUAUUGUAUCAUGUGUAAUUGCCGGAUUGCUCCGGGAAAAGAAAGGAAAACAAACAUUAAACGAACACAAUUAAGAAAUCAUAGAAAUGAUUAUUUUAAACA
Messenger RNA from Uranotaenia lowii, 3079 nucleotides. RefSeq names its product nuclear RNA export factor 1-like. The record is from RefSeq and is a predicted model, not a curated record. Bases 125 to 2134 code for a protein of 669 amino acids. Lineage: Eukaryota; Metazoa; Arthropoda; Insecta; Diptera; Culicidae. The transcript is spliced from 6 exons. Gene Ontology annotation, cellular component: nucleus; cytoplasm. Gene Ontology annotation, biological process: poly(A)+ mRNA export from nucleus. Gene Ontology annotation, molecular function: protein binding; RNA binding.